AUGGAAAAGUUCGUGCAAGUACUAAAGAUGAAGACGAAGACGUUUAUCGUAUGGCUUAUUUUAUUAGCGGCUGUUGUCGUGACCGUCGCCAAAGAGGCUUCCGUGGAGGACAAGAAAGAUGCUAAGAAAGUAGAGAUACCGACCGUGGAAGGAAAAGGAGAAGCUGCCGCUGAGGCAGUCGUUGAAGAAGAGAAGGAAACCAAUUAUGAAGUUGAUAACCGAGGAGGAGGAGGAGGAUGGAAGGGAGGCGGUGGCCAAGGGGGAGGAUGGAAAGGAGGCGGUGGUAGAGGCGGAGGAUGGAAAGGAGGCGGUGGUGGUGGAGGAUGGAAGGGAGGUGGUGGUGGAGGUGGAGGAUGGAAGGGAAGUGGCGGUGGUGGAGGAUGGAAAGGAGGUGGUGGCCGAGGAGGUGGUGGCCGAGGAGGUGGUGGUGGAGGAUGGAAAGGAGGUGGUGGAGGUGCUGCCGAGUUGGACACCGAGGAGAUAAAUGGUGGUUCAGAAGAUGUACAAACGUAUAGAGGCGGCGGUGGCCAAGGUGGAGGAUGGAAGGGAGGCGGUGGCCAAGGUGGCGGUUGGAAGGGAGGCGGCGGCCAGGGUGGAGGUUGGAAGGGAGGCGGCGGCCAGGGUGAAGGUUGGAAGGGAGGUGGCGGUCGAGGUGGUGGUGGCGGUGGAGUGUAG
This is a messenger RNA of Brassica oleracea var. oleracea, 675 nucleotides long. RefSeq names its product glycine-rich cell wall structural protein. The record is from RefSeq and is a predicted model, not a curated record. The transcript has 3 exons. NCBI's taxonomy places the organism in Eukaryota, Viridiplantae, Streptophyta, Magnoliopsida, Brassicales, Brassicaceae. Bases 1 to 675 code for a protein of 224 amino acids.